Molecule: messenger RNA, 1196 nt
Organism: Sitophilus oryzae (rice weevil)
Lineage: Eukaryota; Metazoa; Arthropoda; Insecta; Coleoptera; Curculionidae
Product: piggyBac transposable element-derived protein 4-like
Exons: 2
Coding region: 333-1196 (287 amino acids)
Source: RefSeq, a predicted model, not a curated record
UGAAUUUGAUAAACAUUGGCACUACGCCGUACUGCGUGAUUACUUUCUUAGCAGAUUAGAGCAGUACGCCGUACAGCGGCGACGUUUUCAUAUAAGAUACAUAUAUCCCCACCCUACUGCCGCAUUUAACAGAAACGUAAACAAACCAGUGUUCUUUUCCGCCGAAAUACCCCCUCCGCAUUUCAAUAAUGACGUGAUCAUGCCGACGCGGGAAAUGUCGAGGCACAACGCCGAUCUGCGUCCAACGCAUCAUCAUUCGUAGUACGGCCGUGAAAAGUAGUGUCCGUUUUAGCAACAGUUGUUUAUUUACCUGGCGUAUUUCGCAAAGUAAGAUGGAUCCAUAUCAACGAGAGCAAGAAAGACUUUCUCGGCUCUUCGACGAAGUUGUAACCAGCGAAGAGGAGGAAGAAGAGGAUCCUUAUGCUGACGUAGACGGGGAAUAUGGAUCUGAUAAAGACUAUCAACCAGAUGAUGAGUCCUCUACAUCAUUAGAAGAGGACGAAUCAAAUAGCUCUGUACCAGAUAUAGGAUCCCAGCCGUCUGACCCUGAGGUAGAAGAAGAGUGGGAAACUACCACGGCUCCUAUACCAGAUUUCCACUUUGAUGAAAGUACAGUUGGUGUCAAAGUAAAUAUUGAUCCCAACUCAACUCCGCUUGAAGUUGCACAACUUUUUAUAACACCGAACAUCCUCGAUUACAUUAUUGGAUGUACAAAUAAUUAUGGUACGGUUUUAGCAGCUGGUUCCAAGACAAAAACAAGAAGGUCGAGAAAUGCAUAUUUUCGUACCGUUACAGUGGAUGAGAUGAAACAAUUUCUAGGUCUGUGCCUAUUACAAGGGCAAAUAUCUACCUCAAACAUGCGUCGCUAUUUUUCCCAUAAAGAUAUCCUCUAUUUUCACCCAAUCUUCAGUCAUGUGAUGUCUGGUAGGCGUUUUGAGCAGUUACUUAGGGUUGUGUGCUGUUCUCCUCUCGAAUCCAAAGGUAAAGAGAAAGUGCAACAUUUGAUAGACAUGGUCAUUUCUCAAUGUCAAGCAAUUUAUGGACCGAGUAAGGAACUUUCAAUUGAUGAAAGCCUAUUGCAUUUUCGAGGUAGACUUGGAUUCAGGGUUUACAUCAAAGGGAAGAAAUCACGAUACGGAAUAAAGUUCUUUGAACUUACUACUUUUGAUAGCUACCUCCUAAAUAUGGAAAUGUAG